Gordionus sp. m RMFG-2023 is the source of this 1621-nucleotide messenger RNA. RefSeq lists its product as uncharacterized. The record is from RefSeq and is a predicted model, not a curated record. Gene Ontology annotation, cellular component: membrane. Gene Ontology annotation, molecular function: growth factor activity; growth factor receptor binding. The transcript has 7 exons. Gene Ontology annotation, biological process: positive regulation of protein autophosphorylation; positive regulation of cell population proliferation. Bases 88 to 1281 code for a protein of 397 amino acids. Lineage: Eukaryota; Metazoa; Nematomorpha; Gordioida; Chordodea; Parachordodidae.
AUAAUUUAAAAGAUUAAUUUCAAUAUUCGUUAUUUUUCGAAAAUAUAAAAUUAAAGAGUCAUCAACUCUUGAUGAUUGAACAGUAUAAUGAGACGCAUUUACAUUAUCACAAUCUAUUUAUUAACAUCGAUUAUCCUAAAAUUGUGCUUUAGAAUUCCGGCCCAUAGACCGUCCCAGAUUUUGCCAAAUCAAAAUAUUAUCUAUUUGUCAGUUAACUCCAAUUCUACAGGCGCAAAUGAAAGAGACAAAGGGCCUAAAGUAUGGCUAUUAAACGCUCUUUAUCCUGAGAAGGCCAAUUUAUUUAAAGUGGUCAAGAAUAAUAAAAAGAUCAAAAUCAUCUCGGAAAAUGAUUACGAUGAUACAGACCCUUCCCAUAAAAGUAAUGUAAAAAGAGAGAAUGACAUGGGAAGCUACAAAAAUUCCGCCGAAACUUUUGGGCGGGAAGAUAAUAAAAAGGAAAACGAUGUCGGAACAAUCCACAACGCCAAAUUAAUUUCGUCUAAAAUGGAAUCACUUACGAAUUACAUGAGUGGUCAUGACUUCAGUCAACUAAAACAGCGGGACUUACCAUUCAACAUGGAAGCAAACAAUUAUGACUUGGUUAAAGUUAGUGCAGACAAAUUUAACUUUGAAACCCCUAAUGGAAAAAUAAUUCAUGUAAAUUUUAACCCCGACUUAGAAGAAGGAUCAUCAAUGUCAUCGAUGGAAUUUAUGAAUUACCAAAAUAUUACUAUUUGGAAGAAAUUGUCAACAAUGUCAACCCAAGACUUUAUGAAGAGCUACUCGAUCAAGAUACCGGUUAGAAGCAAAUCUUCAAACGUUUACGGGAGAUCAUACGAAAUGAACAACAAAAUAGCUAAAUACCACAACAACCAAUUAGUUUUAUCUGAUCAAGCUGGUUGUCAACCUAGGGUAAAGUGCGUGGAACUUGAAAGAGAGAAGGAAUUUAUGAAACGGAAUUACAGGAAACAUGGAACCAUGUUUUGGCCCUCCUGCAUUGAAAUAGAGAGGUGCAGUGGUUGUUGCUUACACGCUUGCCUGAGUUGCACGCCAGUCGAGACCUCUUUAAAAGAAUUUAUGGUUCUGCAGUUCGACGUGAUACUGAGAGAAGAUGGUCCUCAAUUUAAUGUGAGUAGAACACUAUAUAUCAGGUUGAUAAAGCACGAAAAAUGUGAUUGCAAUUGCAAUAAAAGGAUCAAAUGGAUCAAUCAACUGCAGCGGAAAAAGUAUCAAUGGACACUGGAAUGGUGGAAAUGGACAUUGGAUUACGGAUUACUCUAAAUGAAAUAAAUAUCAAGUGAACAAAAACAAAUAAGCAAAGAGACGAAACGUUAAUAACAAACCAACGAGGUGAAAACAAACCAACGAGGUGAAAACAAGCCAACGAUAAAACGUGACAAAAGCAAGACAACGCUAAAAGAUAAAAGCAAAGUGACAUAUGAAACGAUAAUAAUAGUAAAAAAUCAAGAACAUCGGGACGAUUUUUCGGCACUCAAAGAGACCUAGGCUGGAUUUCUUUGGAGGGUGGAAUGUUAGAGAUGGACAAUAUUUAGAAUCAUUAAAUUUGUUUUUUAUAUACAUUCAUACAUUAAUUUGUUUUUUUAUUUUUAAAUUAACCAUA